GUGUUCUCCUUCAACAUGGCCCACAAUACGAUCGAGACGAAGCUCAUGAGCAUGUACAAGAUUGCGGACCUCAUCGAGAAGUGCGCGGGGGAUCACACAGCCUCGGCCGUCCAGCGCGGAUGGGAGCGGAUUUCUGCUCAAAUGUGGAGCGACUCGUGA
Symbiodinium sp. CCMP2456 is the source of this 159-nucleotide messenger RNA. The record is from the annotation of a GenBank genome assembly. Lineage: Eukaryota; Dinophyceae; Suessiales; Symbiodiniaceae.